GCUGAUUGUCUUACAGGAUGCUAGAAGCAUAGGGACCCUAUUCAGACCAUGCUCCAAAAAAAAGUAAGGGGUCUAAGACCACCACCCCAAGACCCUGGACAACUACACCCCUGACUAUACGACAACCCACGAGGAGCAAACUCCGGAAAGUUGUUGCUUUACCCUUUCCUCGCGUGUUGUACAACAAGCAGUAUUUAAGGGCGUCCACUAUUUUGUUUCCUUUCCAGCGAGGUCUUGCUGUGCUCUCAGAAGGCUGAGAGAGAGCUGCUUAAAAAAAACAAAAAACUUCCCCUUUGCCUUCCACCUUAAGAGUGUCCUGGGACUCGAGAAAAAGUUGAGCGCGGUUUUUUGGGGAGGGGGCUGGUUCUCACUGGGAGAAAAACACCGUUCACCAGGAAACGAGUAAGCUAGACAGUGAUCGUCGUAGUAACGCUAGUUUCGUAGCUAAACAGGAACAGGCGUGUAGGAUGCUAAGAAGAAAAGGGGAAGGACCUCAGGCUGAGCCCUUUGUCCGCCUGACAUUAUCCAGCAUGAAAAAAGCGUGAAAAAUCCGGCGUGGGGAAAAAAAGGACACGGGCUUAAUCGUUUCGGGUCGAACAAGAAGCCGGUCGCAGGACGCACAUUUGGAACUGGUGAGAGGCUGGGAUCGCUGUGCAACUGCCAAGGAAAACCUGCCUACCUCUGCAGCUUCAAAGAAGAAAGGAAGACUGGUUGUCACUCAUGCCAUCACUCUCGUCAUGGGCAGCAUGGUGACUGAAAUAUAUGAAGUCUGCUCAUACGGCAUUUCUUCCAUUGCCUAGCAUGUCAAUGCAGGAAAAGAGGAGGAGAGUUUCUGCCAUGCCAGCAGGAAUCUUCCGGGUGUGCCUGGUGGUGAUCACGGCCAUAGUCAACCAUCCACUCCUCUUCCCAAAGGAGAAUGUCACCGUCCUUGAAGACACUCAGGAAGUCCUCCAGAAGAUGAAAGAGCGGGAGGAGAACCUGAGGCUGGAGGAGUAUAAACUGGAGCAGGAGAUUGCAAUGCAGGAGGCUUUAACAAAGUCUUCAGAAAAGGCCAUAGGGACAGAAGAGCAAUACAACCAGGAUCCCCUCUCUUGGAAUUUCUGGACUGCUUUGUCCAUGGUGGUUUUCCUUCUGAUAGAGUUUUGGCGGCAGGACUACCAGGAAGGGAACUGGCAAGACUAUGCCAAUGAGGAAGAUGAAAUUAGUGUUCUGGGGAAAGCAUUCAAGGGAGUCAUCCUACCAGACAAGGCCACAUUGGCCAAUUUCUAUGAAAGAUGCCUCCAGACUGUGACCGGUGAUAUUGCCAGGAACCGAGAGCUUGUGGAAGGUUUUGCAGAUGACUUAUUAGAAGCCCUGAGAAGUGUGUGUAACCGGGAUGCAGACAUGGAAGUGGAGGAAUCCAUAGGAAUUGGGAGCAUGUAUGAGAACUGGAGAGCUCACAAGCCCUUAGCUUGUGACUUCAUUGUCCCUUUUACUCCUCCAGAGCCAUAUUGUUUCCAGUUAGAAAGCUGGUGUUCAGGAGAAACUGUCCCACCAGACAAACAAGGAUACGGGAUGAUACAGAUCUGCCGGGUGGAUGAGAACUCAGUAGGCUGUAUCUGUGACAAGACUAAGCUGGGGGAAGACUUGUUGUGCCUCCUUCAUAGCAAAAUGAGCCAACCUAGUCAGAACCACCAUGUGGAGGACCUCCUUUGCUACAAAGACACUCGAUACCUUGAUUCUGACCAGGUUAUGACAUGGUUCCAGGUUGCACUUACUAAGGCAUGGAACAAGAUUUCACACAAGUAUGAAUUCAACCUCACUUUCAAUCUCCUGGAUGCUCCCGGGGCGCUAAAAAUCAAGUUUAGAUCUGGAAAGACCAUUGCCUUCAAUCUCACUCCUGUAGUACAGUAUGCUGAUUCUGAUGUAUAUUUCAUCUCCCAUUUCCCAUGCAGUAGCCCGGCAGAAGGCCACACUUCCACCAUUCAUUGGUUUCUCACAUUUGCAGUGUAUGAGAAGAGAUACAUCCAGUUUAUUUCCAAAACCCUACCUGCCAACUCCUGCCACCUCAGUUGCCUGCAGAUUCUGUCCUUCCUUCAUGGAAAGCAGUGCAACCUAACAGGCGCAAGUAGCCUUACAAACUAUCACUUAAAAACGGCGAUGCUGCAUUUGCUACAGACCCAUCCAUGUUCAGACUGGGCCUCUGCACAGUUAGAAGCCAGGCUGCAAGAUAUGCUCAAGUUUUUGGAGAAAAGCUUGCAAGAAAAGAGGCUUUACCACUUUUUCAUUGGAAACAGGAACCUGCCAGAGGAACUGGGCAUCCCUGUAGAGUUCCAAAAGGCAGAACCUCUGAACCUUUUCCGUCCCUUUGUAUUGCAACGAAGUGCCUACAGAAAGACUUUGGAUAUGUUUCAUGAGAUGCUAAAGAACACAUCCACUUUAAUAAAUGAGUAUACUAUGCAUGUUCCCAAUGGACAGGUAACCUCAUUAAAUAAGGAACCCCUGUAGCCAAAUCUCAAAGAACCACAAUAUGAGCAGGUGUCCCCCCUGGGGGAAACUGCUAUAUGCUCUGGGCUUUACAAAUGGCUCCAAAGAUUGGUAGAAUGGAGAUGUUUUUCUCGUUUUCUUCCCAAUGUUGUUGGCUGAUAUUUAUGCAGCUUUUAAUGUUUCUAACUUGUAUAUAAAGUUUGCUGUAAAUAGUGUAAGCAAAACAGAGGCAUCUAAUUUAUUCCUAUAUCUACAUUACAGUCCUCAGGAGUUUGGUAGAAUCUGUGUGAUUUUUUGUGUGUGUGUUAAGAUGGAAAUCAUGACAGCUCUGCAAAAGGGCACCUUAUUUUCCAAGGGCCAACAGCUUGACAAACUGAUCAAAAAUCCACUAUGAGGGGAAUCCUUUAAUUUUGUUCCAAACUAUUAAAGUAUGUUUUUUUCCCUAUA
This is a messenger RNA of Rhineura floridana, 2913 nucleotides long. RefSeq names its product inositol 1,4,5-trisphosphate receptor interacting protein (gene ITPRIP). The record is from RefSeq and is a predicted model, not a curated record. Gene Ontology annotation, molecular function: protein kinase inhibitor activity. Bases 763 to 2487 code for a protein of 574 amino acids. The transcript is spliced from 3 exons. Gene Ontology annotation, cellular component: membrane. NCBI's taxonomy places the organism in Eukaryota, Metazoa, Chordata, Lepidosauria, Squamata, Rhineuridae.